Messenger RNA from Cynocephalus volans (Philippine flying lemur), 1837 nucleotides. RefSeq names its product transmembrane protein 140 (gene TMEM140). Bases 382 to 939 code for a protein of 185 amino acids. The transcript has 3 exons. NCBI's taxonomy places the organism in Eukaryota, Metazoa, Chordata, Mammalia, Dermoptera, Cynocephalidae. The record is from RefSeq and is a predicted model, not a curated record.
UGCGACCGGGACACACGCUCAGGGCUGCAUCCCUCUGCCAUCUCCGUCUUCUGUCCUCGUUUCUGGAGCCUGACAUCAGGAAGCCAGUGAGAAGGAACCAUCGAUCGAACCUGACUUCCUGCUCCUCCUUUCAUGAGUGUUUCUGUGGGCUCUGCGCCUUCUUUUUCUUGGCCCCCUACCUCAGUGGUCAUUACUAGUGUCCCUCUCCGGUGGUCUCAAAGUGUUCAAUUCUGAAGCCGCAGGCUUGGGUGACGUAUCUGAGAAAGAACAAACUUGUGGAAAACUUACAUUUAGGAAACAGGAAGAAUAAAAAAAGAGAGAGACUGAAGGACCAGGAGGAAGAGAACCAGGACAGAGAAGUACCCCUGCAAACAGCGAGAGAUGGCCGUCCCAAGGCUGUGGCGGAGCGAUCACCUGCCGUUCCUGGGCAUCAUGAUCCUCUUGGUUGUGGUCAUCUCCCUGCUAUUCUAUGCUCUCCUCUGGAAGGCUGGCAACCUCACUGACCUACCCAACCUGAGAAUCGGCUUCUACAACUUCUGCCUGUGGAACGAGGACGCAGGCUCCCUGCAAUGUCAUCAGUUCCCUGAGCUAGAGGCCCUGGGGGUGCCUCGGGUUGGCCUGGCCCUGGCCAGGCUUGGAGUGUACGGGGCCCUGGUCCUCACCCUCUUUGUCCCCCUGCCUCUCCUCCUGGCCCAGUGCAACAGUGAUGAGGGAGAGUGGCAGCUGGCCGUGAGAUUCCUGGAGGCGGCAUCUGUGCUGCUGGCCAGCGGCCUGGGCCUCUUCCUCUCCUAUGUGUGGAAGUGGGUCAGGCUGUCCCUCCUGGGGCCUGGGUGUCUAGCUCUGGGCACUGCCCAGACUUUGCUCAUUGUCUUGCUUACAGCCACGGUUCUGUUCCCUCAGAGGGCCGAGAAGGACAAGAGCAAGCUCGAGAGCUGCUAGUCCUGUCUAAAGGCUGCAUGAUUGCAAGGGGUCCAUUCUAACUCCACUGAGAAGGUGCCAGAGAAUUCGUGGCCUAGCAGGUCCUCUCUGCCAUCGUGUUCCAUAGCUAAUGUUCAUCUCCAGCUCCAACAGGGGGAGCCCGCUUCGGAGCACGGCCCCCAGCGCCAAGGGGGCCGAGAGGCAGCAAGGGUGGCUGGGGCACCUGUGGCUUCUUAGUGUAGUUCUGUCUGUCCUUUGGGACGUCCAGUGAUCCCAAGAACACCCUAAAACCACAAAACUCAUUGUCACACAAUUCCUCCUUUAACUGAUCUGAGCAGUUCUUACUCUAGCCUCAGGAGGGUGGGGAGGUAAGGAUUCCUGUCCCAGGGCCAGGUUUCCAGGCUGAUUUGCAAAAUGUCAGUAAAGGUUUAUGGUAACAAAAGAGAUCACUUUAAUGUCCCUUAGCCCUGGUUAGCAAGCUUCCACUCUGUUGUCUGUGGCGAACAGAUCCCGGUGCCCCUCACCACGACUCCACCCCCAAAGGCCCAGGAAGGAUCUCUCGAGAAUUCAACAAAGACAGCACACAUGGGGCACAAAGAGUAGCCCUGGCAGAGCUGCAGGUUCUCCCCCAAAGGCCCCUGGACCUGAAGCCAGACACAGCAGAGGAGUCAGCAGGCAAAUCCUUCCAAUUCUGUGACCCAGGAGUAUGCCAAGCCUACAGGCAGGAGGAGAAGGCGAACAGGCUAAGUGUUCCCCCCACAUGCUGUACCCCUUCACUUCACAACCCAAAUGGGACAGGAUGCAAGCACAACUCAUGCACUGGGGAACUUCAUGUAUUUUUCAGCACCUGUAUACUGGAAAACCUGUAGAGCAAAUGAUUUACUAAUUCUAUGCCUGUCAAAAGCCACACUAAAUACAG